This is a messenger RNA of Drosophila biarmipes, 1175 nucleotides long. RefSeq lists its product as uncharacterized. The coding region runs from base 143 to 931 and encodes 262 amino acids. Gene Ontology annotation, molecular function: zinc ion binding. Lineage: Eukaryota; Metazoa; Arthropoda; Insecta; Diptera; Drosophilidae. The transcript has a single exon. The record is from RefSeq and is a predicted model, not a curated record.
UAUUUUAUGCUGCCAUCUCUAAUUAAGCACAGUGCAGUUGAAAUGAAAUGAAUCGUUAUCCGGGCAUUGUGAAAUAAAUCUGGAAUAACGCGGUGAGGCAGCGCUUGUUUACUGCUCAGCGACAGUAUUUGCACACAAAGACAUGGAGACCGAAAACAAGGAGGGUACCGCCGCCGAAGGCGCAGCCUCUGCAAAUGACUCAUCAUCAUCAUCGCCUUCGUUGAACGUUCUGUGUGCAAUUUGCAACGAGUUUUUCCGAGCAAACGACAUUAUCUUCUCCACCGCCAGCUGCGGUCAUGUUUUCCACAAGGAGUGCCUCACCCGAUGGCUAAACACGUCCAGAACCUGCCCGCAGUGCAGGGGCGCCUGCAACCGGAACCGCGUCCAUCGGCUGUAUCUAAACUUUGCAGAGGCCACGGAGUACGAUGAUACGGAGCCGCCCAAGAUGCCCAUAGAAUGGGUGCCCAUGGAUCUGGACAGGAACAGCUUUCCGGACGCCCACCUGCCGCCCGAGGGAGCGGUGCAGUGCGGCACGAACGAGGACGGAUUGCCCACUUAUGUGGCCAGAGGCUAUUACCAGGAUGAUCUCCUGCCCUCCGUUUACGUGCCAGAAAAGAAGGCUGCCUUCGGAUCGCAUGCCUGUCGGGCCCACCUUCUGACGGACGAUGUGGAGCUGCUGGUGCUGAACGAAUGUGACUACAAGUGGGUGGCCGGCCAGCACGGAACCUAUCCGCGGGAUGCCCUUAAAACGGGCUACUCCGAGUUGGGUGAGGUCACCUACACCGGUCGCGGGUUCUACGAGGGCGUUCUGCGACUGGGUAAAGUGCAUCCCUCUCACAAGGUCAUGUACAUCCCCCACCGCGGUCAGGAGGUCAACGUCAACACCUACGAAGUCCUGGUAGUCACCCCACGUGACCAGGCCGAACGAUAAUGCAUCCGCAACCUAAAAUAUCACCUUAUUCCUGUAUCAAUCUGUGUUAUGUAUAUGUACUUCGGUACAUUUUUGAGUGAUCCUCACUACCCGAAUUUUCUCCCCAAAGUUUUUGCCUCAAGCCUUAUUAGUAAUGUGAAUCUAUGACAUUGUCGAAAUUUUAUUGUACAGUUGCUUUUGCUUGUAAUGGGAUCAUUGAUCCGCAUGAUAACUAGCAAAUAAUAAAGAAAUAUAAACCACAAUA